UUAACCAAGUCCGUAGUUCUUUAGUCAAAGCAACAUGUCUGCGCCCUAUGGACAAUGUGGAAGUAAACAAUCAUGACGACUCAAAUAACCUUCCACAUAAAAUAGCCCAUUCGGAUCGCUUUUAUCAUCAGUGGGUUGUAAUAACCGUUAACAAUGGCGUUACGUUUUAGCGGCAUCAUUUUUAGAAAUGUCUUGCGGUGUUCUGUUAAAGUACACAAAGCUGCGCCAGUUGAAAAUGCGUCAUGGUUUCUGAACACAGGUGGUGGUUUCGGCUGCUUGAGGACCAGUGGACAAAUCUGUCUUCACUUCACUCCCGUCUGUUUUAUUGCAUCGGAGGCGGUUUCGGGAAUGCUGGUACAAGGCAAAGCAGUAGAAACACAUGACAGCUUUUGUCACCGUCCAGCCUCGGUUCCGCCUAACAACGCUGAGCAAAAGACUUUGCUGGUUAACCGUCCGGAUCAACCUGAAAACUCAAAGAUAUUGAAAGUAGCCAUCAUUGGUGCCCCAAAUGCAGGGAAAUCAACUUUGUCCAAUCAGCUCCUUGGAAGAAAAGUGUUUGCUGUAUCAAAGAAAGUGCAUACAACUAGGUCUCGUGCUGAAGGUGUCCUCACAGAAGAUAACACCCAAAUUGUUUUACUAGAUACUCCUGGCCUCACGACCCCUUCGAAAGUGAAAAGGCACCAGCUGGAGAGGACUCUCCUUGUGGAUCCUUGGAAUUCAGUUCAGGAGGCUGACCUAGUGGUAGUCCUUGUGGAUGUGUCUGACAAGUGGGCCUGCAAUAAACUGGACUUUGAGGUCCUGAAAUGUUUGGCUCAGAAUUCGAACAUCCCAGCGGUCCUCGUCCUAAAUAAGGUAGAUCGGUUGAAGGCUAAACAUAAGCUGCUGGACAUCACCUCCAGCCUGACGGAAGGAGUGGUCGAUGGGCGGAAGAUAAGAGUCAGUUCAGCCUUCAGGGAACUGCCUGAGAGGCGGGGCCUAGACUCGAAGGCGGCCGCAGCCGGAGUGGACGCGGGUGCGCAGGAGUCCGCGGACCCCUCCCCCCAGGGUCCCGCCGACCUCCCUCAGGCUGUCACCGACGGCGACGGGAAUCGAAAGCUGAGCAAAGAGGAGCUGAGGCAGCUGAAAUCCAGGCAAGGCUGGCCCCACUUUCGGGACGUGUUCAUGCUCUCUGCCGUGGACGCUGAGGAGGUGGAAGCUCUGAAGAGGUAUCUGGUGCUAGGGGCCAAGCCGGGGUCGUGGCAUUACCACAGCGGAGUGCUGACUGACCAGAGUCCAGAGGACAUCUGCACCAACGCCGUGAGGGAGAAGCUUCUGGAAUAUCUGCCCCAGGAGGUGCCCUACAAUGUCUCUCAGAUUAUUGAAAUGUGGCAAGAGGGAGAGAAUGGGCAGCUGGACAUAUCGCUGAAGCUGUAUGUGAAGAAGGAGGGUCACAUGAAAAUGCUGAUUGGACAAGCUGGUCAGGUGAUUGCUAGGAUUGCCGGGGAGGCAGGGGAAGAUCUGGCCAAUGUUUUCCUGUGUGAUGUCAGGCUGAAGAUAACCGUGAAGGUCAAAAAAUAAGAGCGGGGUGGGGUGCUGGAGGACCACUUGUUUUUUUUGAUGAGCUGUUUUUUUGGCACUUUUGAGACUUUUUGUGACAAGCCAUCGCUGAAGGACACCCUCAUUAAUAUGGACUUAACAGAGCAGCCUCUGUGUGUAUUCAUAUGUGUGACUGUGUGAGUGUGCACUCACUGGAGAGGUGAAGGUGUGAAUAUUAGAUAUCAUCCAGUAUCGGUCUCACCAUACGCAGCUGACCAGUAUGUAUGAACACUAAGCUCCUGAAGGGGAGGAGUUGCAGGGCGAGAGGACAGUGGCAGCAAGAGUAAGGGUGUGAGAGGCGAGGGGCAGGGGUUGGUUGAGCUUUUGAAAAAGGUCAUUUUUUAUCUGUCCCUCUGCAGCCCUUGGAAUCAGCCUCUCACCAUUGGCCUUCUGCUAACCUGAGUGCCAGAAGAUAAAUAUACUGGUUCAGGCACAGUCAUGCAUGGGGAUCAUUUCUCUCCCCUUCCCCCUCUUUCCAUCUCUCUUUCUCUCUCUCUCUCAGUAUCUGUCUCUCUCUCUUUCCCUACCCACCCCCCAUCCCAAAGCUAAACUGUAAACACUCUGGCCCAGAGAACUAAAUUA
Anguilla rostrata (American eel) is the source of this 2157-nucleotide messenger RNA. RefSeq names its product Era-like 12S mitochondrial rRNA chaperone 1 (gene eral1). Lineage: Eukaryota; Metazoa; Chordata; Actinopteri; Anguilliformes; Anguillidae. The coding region runs from base 154 to 1557 and encodes 467 amino acids. Gene Ontology annotation, cellular component: mitochondrial matrix. Gene Ontology annotation, biological process: ribosomal small subunit assembly. The transcript is spliced from 11 exons. Gene Ontology annotation, molecular function: GTP binding; ribosomal small subunit binding; rRNA binding. The record is from RefSeq and is a predicted model, not a curated record.